AUGAAUUCUAAAGUGUGUGAAUCAAUUAAUACGAUCGAUAAGUAUUUUGAUGAUGAUUCGAAAAACCCGGGUGAAUAUAAUUUUAUGGAAUUAUUAAAUAGUUUUUUAUCUGAUUGUAACUGUAGUAGUGAUGAAGAAAAGAUUAUCUCUGGUUUUAUAAUGUUACUAAAUACGCUUGAAGAUUUAGAAAGUGAUAAAAUUGUUGAAUGCGCUAGUUUAUGGUUAAGUUAUAAACUAAAUCAAAAAACACAAAAUGGAACCACCAAAUUAUACGAUUUUUAUAAUGAAAAUAUAAUAACAAAUAGUUGUUAUAAGGGGAAUAUAUCUACUGCUAGUGGUCAGGAUAUUAAUACGGAUGUUAUAGAAAAUAAAAUAAAAUCGAUGAAUAUGGAUAUUAAAGAUAUAUCUAAUUUUUAUGAUGCAUUUAAAUCAUUAUGCAACAUGUAUAGUGAAAUUGGUGAAAAAACAAAUACUAAAUGCAAUAAAUGUUUAGAAAAUGCUGGAGAAUUUUUUGAAAAAUGUGAAAAAGUUAAAAACGUUUUUGAUAUUACUAAAGGAAGUUCUUAUUUACAACUAUGGUUAAGUUUAUCAAAAGAUUAUAAAGAUUUUGAAAAUAAUUAUAAUAGUAUUUGGUGUGAGGAUGGCAUACCACUUGUAACUUGUUCACGAAGUUCAGUAACAAAAAAUACACUAAUUUCAAUUGCAAUUAUAUUUGUUGCAGCAUCAAUUUUAUUGGGAGUUUCUUAUAAGUAUUCGUUAUUUGGAUUUCGGAAACGAUCUCAAAAACAACAUUUAAGAGAAAAGCUAAAAAAAUAA
Molecule: messenger RNA, 816 nt
Organism: Plasmodium yoelii
Lineage: Eukaryota; Apicomplexa; Aconoidasida; Haemosporida; Plasmodiidae
Product: PIR protein
Exons: 3
Coding region: 1-816 (271 amino acids)
Source: RefSeq, a predicted model, not a curated record